AUGAAUUAUGAAAUAUCGAAAGAAUUACUACGUUGUUAUCUGAAACAAAUUAAUAACGAUAUUAGUAAUAAUGGCAACAAUAACUCUAGUAAUUCUCUGUCACCAUCAUCAACGUUAUCAAAUCAAACACAUCAUAAAGGCCAUUCACGUAAAAGAUCUUUAUCAGCUCCUACUGCACCUCUUCCAUCAUCAGAAAUACAAGAUAUUCCAAUUCAACGAAAUCCAAAACAUUCGUCACAAUCAUCACAACCACCAAUGUCUUCCGAGGAAUAUCAACGUAAACUGAAUGAAGAAUUGGAAAAAGUUGACUUUAAUGACAUUACUGUCAGUGAACUUAAAGAUUUGUUAAGACAACGUAAUAAACCUGCUACUGGCAAAAAAGCUAUUCUUAUGGAAAGACUUCAAGAAGAAAUCAAAUUGGUUAAAGCCAUGAAGAAUAAUAAGGGUGGAGCUGGUAUUGAUGGUAAAGAUGCUAAUAAUAAUAUUGAUGUUAACAAUGUUGGUGAUAUUAAUGUUAUCAAUAAUGGUAUCAGAAAUAAUGUUAAUGUUACAAAUAAUCAUACCAGUAUUGGUAAUAAUGAUAAUAAUGGAUUUGAUCGGCAACAGCAACAACCAUAUCAACCAAUGACUACAUCUCCAACAAUUACUAAUAAUGGAAUGCUCAAUUAUUAUGAUGUAAUGACAAGUAAUAAUACUAUGACAAGUGAUUUUUCUUUAUUAUUACAACAACUAAAUAUUCAUGAUCCUAACAAUGCAAUUUCUCACCAAGGUCUUUUCUUUCAAAAUCACCCAAUGUCUGCUCCUGCUACUAAAACAGAAUUCUUUGUUUCUUUAGGAGAUAAUAAUGACAUUACUGCUGACAAUGAUGAUGAUAUUGUUAUUAAGGAUGAAGAAAUGAGUAAUGUAAAUAAUCCUGGUAGUGUUACUGCUGUAAAUGAUUAUGAUGUUUACCAUCAACAACCUUCAUCUGCUCCUCCAAUGAUGACAGAAUUCAAUAAUAAUUAUGAGUUUAUAAAUCAUCAAAUACACAAUAAAUCUUCAUUGUCAAUUAUGGAUGAUGGUAAUGAUGACAGCCAAAUGAUGAUGUCUAAUGAUCCCACUUCAUCUGCAUCAACAACCUCACUAUUAAAUAAUCAAUUAGUAGCUAAUGGAAUAAGAGAAUCUUUUACUAUUUCCCAGACUUUAACUCAACAACCAAUGCAGAUUAGAGACAUUUGUCAUUUUUGUAUCAAUUGGCAUGGUUGGGAGAUAUAG
Molecule: messenger RNA, 1254 nt
Organism: Entrophospora candida
Lineage: Eukaryota; Fungi; Glomeromycota; Glomeromycetes; Entrophosporales; Entrophosporaceae
Source: the annotation of a GenBank genome assembly